This is a messenger RNA of Fraxinus pennsylvanica, 1497 nucleotides long. Lineage: Eukaryota; Viridiplantae; Streptophyta; Magnoliopsida; Lamiales; Oleaceae. The record is from the annotation of a GenBank genome assembly.
AUGGGAAGAAAUAUUCUCGUGUUGCUCUUCACGAUUCUGCUGCUUUUUGGUGGCAUUUGUUCUGUUUCAGCUGGUGUUUAUUCUGUUUCAGCUAUUUCCUCACCUACCAGAAUUGUAAAUGGGUUUUUCUCAAAUGCAUUUUCUAUGCUGAUGAAAUGGAUUUUAUCGCUCAAGGCAACUACUAAAACAGCAAUAUCUGGGCGUCCAAUGAUGAAAUUUGAGAGUGGGUACACAGUGGAGACAGUGUUUGAUGGAAGCAAACUUGGCAUUGAGCCACAUUCUGUUGAAGUUUUGCCCAAUGGGGACCUUCUCAUUUUGGAUUCUUCUAACAGCAAUCUUUACAAGAUCUCUUCAUCUCUGUCCCUAUAUAGCAGGCCAAAGCUGAUUACAGGGUCAGCUGAUGGAUACUCUGGAUAUGUGGAUGGAAAAUUGCGAGAAGCUAGAAUGAAUCAUCCAAAAGGACUUACAGUGGAUGAUGGAGGAAAUGUUUACAUUGCCGACACGGAUAAUAUGUCAAUCAGGAAGAUAAGUGAUACCGGAGUGACAACCAUUGCAGGAGGUAAAUGGAGUCGGGGAAAUGGACAUGUGGAUGGACCAAGUGGAGAUGCAAAAUUUUCAAAUGAUUUCGAUGUGGUCUAUAUAGGAAGUAGUUGCUCUCUCCUCGUUAUAGAUAGAGGAAAUAAAGCUAUUCGUGAAAUACAACUCCACUUUGAUGAUUGUGCUUAUCAGUAUGGAAGUAGUUUUCCCCUUGGUAUUGCGGUGCUUAUAGCAGCUGGCUUCUUUGGUUAUAUGUUAGCAUUGCUCCAACGAAGAGUUGGUUCAAUUGUAUCUUCUCAAGAUGAGCAAGAAAUCUUGAAAGCAGGUACUGUAAAUCAGAAUCCGUACCAGAGGCAGCUGAAGUCAUCAGUAAGGCCAACACUGAUCCCGACCGAAGACGAGCAGGAGAAACUCGAAGAAAGCUUUUUCGGGUCUUUAGGGAGAUUGGUUGCACAAACUGGAGCAUCUGCUGCUGAAAUUCUUGGAGGAGUUUUUCCUGUGUUCAAAAGGAAUCAAUAUAAUCAUCAGUAUCAAAACCAAGUACAACAGCAGAAGUAUUCAAAUACUUGGCCUGUACAACAAGAUAGCUUUGUUAUACCGGAUGAAGACGAGCCCCCUUCCAUUGAGACCAGGACCCCGACUCCUCGAAAAACCUAUGCCUUCAUGUCCACAGAUUCUGAGAAAAUGCAACGACUUAAACAAAGUCGUGCUUUCUACAACGGAUGGGAAGGUGACCUCCAGAAUCAGCAAACUCAGAGAAAACAUCAUCAUCGAUAUCAUUCGUCCAUACCUCAAACUUGCUAUGAACAAACCUCGGAGAAGACUAGUGAGAUUGUGUUUGGAGCAGUUCAGGAGCAAGAAGGGCAGCCCAGUGUUGUAAUAAAGCCCCUUGAAAAUGUGAUCCCAUCGUAUGAUGUUUCUAACAUUCGUGCUCGACCCAACUAUCCCCAUGGACGUUGA